Serendipita indica DSM 11827 is the source of this 1749-nucleotide messenger RNA. The record is from the annotation of a GenBank genome assembly. NCBI's taxonomy places the organism in Eukaryota, Fungi, Basidiomycota, Agaricomycetes, Sebacinales, Serendipitaceae.
AUGUCAGCGGAGAUUGCAAAGUCGAAAACGUCUCUCAACGCCGUCGACAAGGAUCCAGACGCGACAGCAGCUGCAACUCCCGCAAUGUCAACGACAAACGAUGUUCGCGAAGCAGACACGGUCAAGGAAAAAGACCCAAGUGCACUCGAAAACGUCGAAGGAUCCACAAAUCCGUCCAAUGCCAUCAACGAGGCAGACAUCCUCACAGGCAAGCGCCUCUGGCUUGUCUGGUCAGCAUUCUUGCUCUCUGUCCUCCUCGUGGCUUUGGACAAUACGAUCGUCUCUACGGCCCUUCCAAAGCUUGCAUCAUACUUUAAUGCAUUGGAUCAGUUGACAUGGAUCGUCUCCGCCUAUCUGCUCACCCAGGCUGGUUUCAUUCUCAUCUUUGGACAAAUAUUGACCAUUGUCCCGACCAAAUGGAUCUACUUGUUCGUUAUUGCCCUCUUUGAGAUCGGCUCCCUCAUUUGCGGAGUUGCCCCUUCGAUGAACGUUCUGAUCUUUGGACGUGCCGUUGCCGGUGUCGGAGCGAGCGGCAUUUUCACCUCCAUCCUCACCGUUGUCUCGUACGCGACCAGGCUGGAACAGAGACCGCUUCUCUUCGGUACAUUCGGAGCAGUGUUUACGUUUGCAUCCGUUAUUGGUCCGUUGCUUGGAGGCGUCUUUACAGACAAAGUCAGCUGGAGGUGGUGUUUCUACAUCAAUCUCCCUCUUGGUGCACUCUCUAUUGCCGCAGUGGCCUUCCUUCUCCCAGUUCGGGCCGCCACACCCAACAAACUCUACGAUGGGUUAACAACGGCGCAAAAAUUCCGCAAGCUCGACUUCGUCGGCGGUUUCCUGUCGCUUGCCAUGAUCACUCUAUUCUUGAUCCCACUUCAAUGGGGGGGUAAUACACGCGAAUGGAACGAUCCAGUCGUCAUUGGCCUUCUCGCUGGAUUUGGCGCACUUUUGAUCCUAUUCCUUCUCUGGGAGUGGCACAUGGGUGACUACGCUAUCACUCCGUUCAAAAUGUUCAACAAUCGCACUCAAUCCGGCGCGUCUAUCGAGCUCUUCUUCAUCUUCUUCGCAUUCCUACUCGCGGUCAUCUAUCUUCCAUUCCUCUACCAAGCCAAGGGCCGCACAGCAGUCCAGUCUGGCAUCGACAUCAUCCCUCUCCAAAUCGCGACCGUCAUGGGAACGGCUGUUAGCAGUGGUAUCAUUCGUGCGACUGGCAAAUACAAGCCAUGGCUCAUUGCUGGUCCUUGGUUCGGUGCCAUUGCGGGUGGAUUGCUCUUCACAGUCGACGUUCACACCUCGAACGCCAAGCUCAUCGGCUACCAAAUCAUCUUUGGUUUCGGUGUAGGCUCUGCAUUCCAAAACACCUUAAUUGCCAUUCAAGCCGAAUUCAACGACCAACCGGAACUGAUCCCACAGGCCAGUGCCGUAGCUAGUUUUGCCCAGCUCGUCGGUGGUACACUCGGAAUCGCCAUUGCGGGUACCAUAUUCUCGAAUCAACUCGUACGCAACCUCUCGGGUCCCAUCGGUGACGCACUCGGUCCCCAACUCGUUCGAGCCGUGCGUCAAAGCGUCACCGUCGUCUUUGCUCUCCCAGCAGAAUUACGUCAACCGGUCGUUGACGCAUAUGUCGAUGCAGUUGCGACAAUGUUUAUCGUCAUUGUCCCUGCGUUGGGUGUCGCAGGUAUCGCAGCGUUUGCGAUCCGGGAUUGGAAUCUCAAGGAGCGUGGAGGCGCUGCGGGAGGUGCCGCUGCGUGA